Eremothecium sinecaudum is the source of this 3522-nucleotide messenger RNA. RefSeq names its product transcription factor TFIIIC subunit TFC3 (gene TFC3). Gene Ontology annotation, molecular function: DNA binding. The coding region runs from base 1 to 3522 and encodes 1173 amino acids. NCBI's taxonomy places the organism in Eukaryota, Fungi, Ascomycota, Saccharomycetes, Saccharomycetales, Saccharomycetaceae. The record is from RefSeq and is a predicted model, not a curated record. Gene Ontology annotation, cellular component: transcription factor TFIIIC complex. Gene Ontology annotation, biological process: transcription initiation at RNA polymerase III promoter; 5S class rRNA transcription by RNA polymerase III. The transcript is spliced from 2 exons.
AUGCAAACCAUACCUACGCCUGACCAGUUAGUUCAUAGAGCUUGUGAAGAGAUUGCGUACCACAAGGGAAGAAUCCCUUUUCAAAGUAUGUGGGAAAUUAUUGGAACCAACAUUGAACUUCGAAAUGAUAGAAUAAAAGAAUAUGUAUUUAACUGCCUUUUAUCGCACCCUGAUAUAGGAUUGCUUAAAAGCGGAUCUAAGACGAAAGACAUAACGUACCAAGAGGCCAUGCAAAAUAAGGAGAAGCUAGAAUUUUUUAUAUCUGAAGAUAGGUUGUGGGUCUUAUUGACAGGCUAUGCCAAGAAAGAAUCUCCUAUAGGGGGGUUGGCAUUCGACUUGCUAAUGGAAAUAGCGAAAACGAAGCAACAUGGUGCCAAUACGAUGGAAUUGGCUGCAAUAACGAAACAAGAUCCCAGAAGUAUUACUGGACGUAUUAAGAAAUUAGGGAAUCUUGUUACUGGUGUCCAAAUUAUAUACAAGGGCCAUGUUGUUAAGCUAAUUAAAUAUCAUCGCUUUGCAGAUACGAAACCGAAAAGACUAUACGUGAAUAUGAAACAAUACCUUCCUGUUAUCGUUGAUACUGUAAAAAAAUCUAAGAAUGGAGUACGUCAAGUAGUUGAUUUAAAGAGAGAACUGAAGCUGGAUAAGGACAAGAGGUUAAAUAAAGCGUUUAUUGCAGCCAUCGCAUGGCUCGACGAAAAAAACUACUUGAAAAAGGUUAUAGUAGUAUCCCCAUCAAAUCCAAAUGCCAAGGUAAGAUGUGUUCAAUACGUAAAAGACUAUAUUCCUGAAGAAAAAGAUAGUGCCGAGUUUGAUAAUGAGAGUGAGGACGACAACGAUGAUGACGAUGACGAACAUGAAGCUUUAGAUUCCAAAGACCCUCUAGAUAACGAAGAUAUUGCCGGGGGAUUUGAGGGAGGAAAUGUCACGAACAUAUUGCAGAAUUCAAAUUUGCUAAUUGAAGAGAAUACAGAAAGCGUAAAACACUUCAGUAUGAAUAGGUUUUUCCCAUUACAAAAUCAGACUUUUGCACUAACAGACAGACAUGGGACACAAGGUAUUUCUACCAUGGAAUGCGUGAAUACUAUAAUGGGUAAUGAUUAUAAACGUUCGUUUACAAAAAAUAGUGAAUACUAUUUGCAGACAGUUGGAAAAAGUAAACCGAAUAAGCUCCAAAAUUUAGGUUACGAAUUAGUGAGGGUCUAUGAUUUCGAAGGUAAAAAGAAGUUUUAUAGGCUAUUUACUCAAAAAAACUUCCUCAAGUUUACUGGAACAUCUGACUCUGGAACAUCAAUCACUCUACCUUCGGAAGUUGUCCAAAAGAGUACAUUGUCAGAAUUAAGUGCGCGUAACUUCAUGCCAUUGAACACUACGCUCAGGUUUACGACCAAGGAAGGAAAGGAUGUGUUUUUUUGGCAUGGUGAACUAGACAUCCCAGCUACCUCAAGCACCACUGCACGAGGAAGGAAAAGGAAAGUUGCAGGAGAACUUAUCUCACAGGAAUCGAAGAAGCAAAGACUUCCAGAAUCUUUCCCUAAACGCGGAACAGCGUCUAAAAAUGACUCCCAGGAUGUUUCUCAUGUUUCUGAUAAUACGCUCCCAACCAAAAACUCCUUGGUUAAUAUUGGGGGCUUUACUGCGUAUUCUUUAAAAUCUAUUCAACGUCAAAAAGCUAUACUUGAUGUGGUGCGAAGGUACGGUGGAAUUACGUACAUUAAGGACCAGUUGUACGAAGAUGUUUCGAAAUCUAUGGGCACGAAAAUGAUUCUUGAUAAAAAAACACUGCGAGGUGAUGUUGAACUAUUGGUUGCCGCUAACAAGUUGCAUGUUAGGGAACAUUCAAAUGGAAGGAAUAUACUUUAUUUGCCUUCAGUAAAAAAGGAUGAUAUAGUGAAAUAUAUUACCAGUACAAAGGAAACAAAGGUUGUAUUCUCAAAAGAUAUAAUCAAGAAUACGGAUAUUUACUUUUUUGACCAAACUGAGCAUGAUAAAUUUCACAGGGGCACUAAAUCAGUAGAAAGAGUAAAGGCAUUUGAAAACAAAACGAAGCGGGCUAAAGGAACAGGAGCCCAAAGUUCAGUAUCCAACAGUAAUUCAACGUCAAAAUAUAAAGUAUCAAUGCAUAAAAAACGGGCCAAAGAUCUGGCUAGUGGCGUAGAAAAGGUUGAAACGGGGUUGGAUCAACUAGCAAGCAAGAAGAAAGCGACUUCCACGAGGAAAAAAGCAGUCAAACCUACCACCAAAUCCUCGAAAGAAAUAUUCAACGUUAGUACUAAGGAGGGCUCAAGGGCCUUGGUGAUGGCCGUGGUUAUUACUAAAAGUAUUAAGGGCCAAACGUUAUGGCAAGAGAUUUUAUUAUUGUUUCCAAAUAAUUCUCUCGAACAUCUAAAGAAAAAGUGGACUCUGCGAAGAGUUAAAAUGGGCCAUGGAGGGUGGAGAGCAUUAAUGGAGAAAUGGAGAAAGAUUAUGGUUGACGCCGUGAAGGACGGGCGUGCAUCAUUGGAGGAUGCUGAACAGUUGAAUCUUACUAAACUAGUUCGGUUGUGGAUGGCUGCUGAUGAAGUAAAGGGUAAGGAUCCUAUAAAAUUAUAUAAAGACUAUGAGGAGAAUUACCAGCGUUACACCUUAGUUAAAAAUAGCCAGAAAACCAGCGUACACGUUAGCCUUGCAAUGUCAUCCAUGAUCCAAAGAGAAUCGUUUUUAUUAAAGCAAUUGUACACGUACGAUGUUGGGGCGAAACCGUUAUACACUCCUACUGAAGAGCAAAUAAGAUCAAUUGUGAGGUCAAUUUUAAUUAGCAGCACUAGCAUAGACAAGGAUGAGAUUGAUAUCCUUGGCACAUUCAAUAAUGAACUGGUUGAUAAGGUAAUACUUGAUAUGGCAAGGGAACGUCACAUCUCCUUUGUCGGAUCUUCGAAACUACAACUCACUGACGUUGUUCUUGAUCUUCUGGAUACGAAAGGUAAAUAUGAACAGCUUGAAAAGGCCAGUUCUUUUAAAAAAAAAUCCAUUGAGAUUUUAAAUACCAAGAAAGCUAUCGUUCUUGCUGAAGAGCCUUCAAAUCAUAGCACUAGUGUAUUGAUUGAUAUGCUGGAUUCGAAGAUGUUGACUAUGGCUGCAGUACCUCUGCCGUUAAAAGAAAACUCUAUGUAUUAUGCUACAAGAAAAUAUGAAGUUACCGCAUUAACACCCCCUUUGAUUCUUUUCAAUACUAAAAAGUUGCAGGAGCCCAAACUAAAGAGGUGCCCUAUACCAUUGAAUAAGCCGUUUUCACGAUUGUGGAUUGAUUCGCAUGGUUUAGUUCGAGAAAAAAUAUGGAAACAGUUAGUUUUUAUUGUUGUUAACGAGAUUUUAUUCAAUCCUGGUAUUACGAUCCAAACAUUAGCCAGACGUUUCCGUAAAAUAUUAAGUCAAAAUGAGGUAGAAGAUAUUAUAAAGUGGCUGCAGGAUUUGAGUGUUUUAUUGGAACUGAAGUUCAAUGGCUAUCUGCUGGCUUACAACUGGCACCAUAUACUGGGUUAA